AUGCUCAAGCAACUCUCCGUACUCGCUCUUGCGGGAUUCGCGCUUGCUCAGAAUGAGACCGUACCCGACCUUGCAGCGGCGUUGAACUCCACCGAUGAGCUCUCAACCCUUCAGUCGGUCAUUCCUGCGAGCGUACUGGAAUCGUUGGCUGGUCUCACCAAUAUCACUAUUCUAGCCCCUUCCAACUCUGCGUUCGGAAAAAUCGACAACGAGACACUUUCGGGACUUACCUCCAACGAGGGUCUUCUCACUGCUCUUCUACAAUACCACGUCCUUAACGGCACAUUCCCUUCCACCGCCAUCACCAACACCAGUGCUUUCGUCCCUACCGCAUUGACGAACCCUUUGUUCACCAAUGUCACUGGAGGCCAGGUCGUGGAAGCUGUUACCAGCGGUGACAAUGUUGUGUUCUACAGUGGUCUCUUGACCAACUCAACUGUCACGACAGCUGAUGUAAACUUCACUGGUGGUGUGAUCCACAUCAUCGACACUGUCCUGGCUAUUCCCGAGAAUACUGCCGACACACUGUCCGCUGCUGGACUCGCUUCGCUCCGUGGAGCCAUUAACGCGACUAACUUGUUCGAUACUGUCAACAACACCCCGGACAUUACCAUCUUCGCCCCCAACAACGAGGCUCUCCAGAACAUUGGAUCUGCUCUCGGUAACCUCAGCACCGAGGAUAUCACCAGUGUUAUUACCUACCACGUCAUCACUGAGGGCGGUAUCGGCUACUCAUCUACCCUCGAGAAUGGUACUACCCUUACUACUGCCAACGGCGAGGACCUUACCAUCACCAUCGGUGACGGUGGAAUCUUUGUGAACAACGCUCGUGUCGUCGCUUCCGACAUCCUCAUCGCCAAUGGUGUCGUCCACGUCAUCGACGAAGUUCUGAACCCCGCCAAUGCGACCAUCGCUGACCCUACCUCCGACGAGGGAGAGCCUGCGUUUGAGGGUGCCUCAUCUGUUUCUGAUGUCCCAUACACCAGUGGCCAGCCUACUCCUACCGCCACCAUCAACCAGGAGGCUACCGAGGCUGCUGAUCCCACCAACACUGCUGCUACCAGCGCUGGUGAGAACGCUGCCCCCAGGCAAACCGGUGCCAUUGGCAUGGGUGCGCUUUUUGGCGCUGCUGCCGUUUACUUUUUAUAUGAGCCGUCUCGACCAAGAUCCGUCAAUGGAUACACCGAUCGAGCCUCCGUCACAUCCAAAUCAGUACCAGUCCCAAAGGCGGUUAUACGACCAGCAAAUCCUUCACAUAGUGUUGGUUGUUCAUUCCAGAGCACACAUCAAGAUGUAGCAUAUGAUGCUUGGGCUGUGCCGCGCAUAACCAAACCCCCAUGGGAGCUCGAGCGAGCCAAACGGAACUCGAAACAAAGACGCUCAAGGCCUGUAUAUAAAAUCGCGGCGCACGUCUUCAAGAAGCUCCCUAGAGAGGUAUACGACAGCAUCGUUGCGCAACUUGAGCAGAUUUACCAAGACCGCAAUCAAGCUUGUUCAUCAUGCUAUCUGCGAGAUCUUCACAGCCUCUCCUUGACGAGUCGUGCAUGGGAAAAGGCUGCAAUAGCAGCUAUGUACCAUAGAGUCCUAGUGCUUGCCAAUGAAGAGCAUGGUGGGCUCCCGAAGCUCAAGACCAAAGGCACAAGCAGACUGAAAUUACUACGGAGGACACUUCGCGCCAACUUUGAAUUAGCCCGACGUGUACGGGAACUACACAUGUCUGACUUCCAGUCCCUUUAUCAAAACGCAACCAUUGAACGAGAAGAGAUUACGAAUCUGGUAGCUUCCUUGGUCAUGGCCUGCCCACGCUUAGAACGCCUGGUAGGAUUUCACGUCCACUCCUCAGAGACAUUCGAUCGGCUGUCACACGCACUGUCAACAAGGCCAAAUUUCAAGGAGCGAGUGAUGAUGUUGGCGGAUACAGAUAUAGAUGUUGGCGUAGACGAUGAUGACGAGAGACUAGGAGGAACCUAUAUCGCUGAAUGCGACGCAAUCGAACGCUUCCUCGAACUCAGCUCUACCCACUCCGCGUUAUCUACUCUGGUACUGCAUCAAGAGCAGGGCCGGUCUUCGACGAACCUCAAUUUUCGCGCUAUCGUUGGGACUUUCAGAAACUGUCCACGUAUACGUCAUCUUGCGGUAUCCGGACUGGCAGCCCAUUCGUUUACUAACAUGGCUUUGAAUGCUAUUCCUACUAAUCUAGAGUCACUGCGCCUUGAGAACCUCUCUGGUAUAACAGAUAAGGGUCUUCAACGCUUCGCUACUUCUCAGCAAGCAAUCUCCAUUCGAAAGUUGGCAUUCAUAGACAUGGAGAUUGGAAGCAUCCUCACCAUAACAGACAUCUUAUCUCCGCACUUUAUCAGUCUACGAAAAUUCUCACUCGUCCAGACCAGAGCGCCCACCUUACCGUGUCGAAGCCCGGAGCCUAGUUUCCGAUCGCCAUCGCUUCAAUACAUCCACUGGGAGUUAUGUUCCAAAGCUUCUCCACUUCCUCCGUUUGUUUCGCCUUCGUCCGUAGAACUCUCAGAAUCACAACCAUUUCCGUUCACGAACCUCGAACCAAUCGCUUGCCUCGCCACAUCUCUGCUUGCAGCAGGUAUCCAGGUCAACGCCUUCCCAUCGCUGCGUCGUAUUCGCAUACCCCACGACCCCCAAGGUAUCAUCCAAUCGCUCUGUAAACCUCUCGCAACAGCACUUCUUCCGACAGAUACGUCCAAGUUUGCGACCGCGUCACGCAUCUCUACCUCGGACGGAUAUUCCAUCAUGUUAGAGAAGCCUGCCGCGUUGUCACCCAAAGUACACGGCUCCUCUACCCGCAGAGUGACAUCGACAUCACGUGUAGAUUAUGUAGCCGGCUCUCCAAUUUUCGAACUGAGUUCUACAGAAGUCGUCCUCACGCCGAUGCGAUCGCGUCUCGUAGCACAGUCGCGCAUCCUUGCUGCCAGGAAAAAUGCAGCCAUGGUUGUUCGCGUCUUUGACCCUGAGGGUGAGAUCAGAGUGAACAAGGUUAUCGGAGGCCAUAUCGGCCGUGGAGACAGUAAGAUCACUUAUGACUUGAAGGCUGAUAUUGAGAUGGUUGGGCGGAGUGAAUGGAUCAUGGGGAUAGACUUGGUUGGUGGUGCUGGGAACGAGGGCACGGCUCUAUCUGAGCGUAAUCGAGGAAGCUGUGGACAUGUUGCUAAUGGAGAAAUUGGGCGGAAUGCUGCGAGGGUUGAGGAUCUUUUCUAA
Alternaria atra is the source of this 3225-nucleotide messenger RNA. RefSeq lists its product as uncharacterized. Lineage: Eukaryota; Fungi; Ascomycota; Dothideomycetes; Pleosporales; Pleosporaceae. Gene Ontology annotation, biological process: macroautophagy. The record is from RefSeq and is a predicted model, not a curated record. The transcript is spliced from 3 exons. Bases 1 to 3225 code for a protein of 1074 amino acids. Gene Ontology annotation, cellular component: fungal-type vacuole membrane.